Molecule: messenger RNA, 1154 nt
Organism: Megalops cyprinoides (Indo-Pacific tarpon)
Lineage: Eukaryota; Metazoa; Chordata; Actinopteri; Elopiformes; Megalopidae
Product: zinc-binding protein A33-like
Exons: 6
Coding region: 387-1154 (255 amino acids)
Molecular function (GO): protein binding
Source: RefSeq, a predicted model, not a curated record
AGGAGCUUUGCGGUGUGCACGGCGAGAAACUCAGGCUAUUCUGUUUGAAGGACAGAACACCCAUCUGUCUGGUGUGCCAGACAGCAAAAAAUCACAAAGGCCAUGACUGCUGCCCCAUAGAGGAAGCUGUGGAGGACCGCAAGGAGGAACUUACAAGUGCCCUGAAGCCCCUGAAGGAGAAGCUAAGAGACUUUAACAAAGCUAAACAAAUCCACCAAGAAACUUUAAAACACAUCAAGAGCCAGGUCCAGCACACUGAGACCCAGAUAAAGCAGCAGUUCAGAAAGCUUCACCUGUUUCUACGAGAUGAAGAGAUAAUAAGGAUAGCUACACUGAGAAAGGAAGAGGAUAAGAAAAGCAAACUACUCAACAAUAAGAUUGAGACCAUGACAAAAUGGAUACAGUCCCUGUCAGACACAAUCGGAGGAGUUGAACAAGAGAUGGAAGCACCCAGAGUAUCGUUUCUGCACAACUACGAGGCCACAAUGAAAAGCACCCAAUGCACCGUGGAGGAUCCAGAGAGUCUUUCAGAGGGUGAACUGAUUGACACGGCGAAACACCUUGGCUCUCUGAAGUACAGAGUCUGGGAGAAAAUGCAGGGGAUUUGCCAAUACACCCCCGUGACUCUGGACCCCAACACCGCAAUGCCGAAUCUCCUCCUGUCCGAGGAACUGUCACGGGUCAGCCUCGCAGGUGAGAACCGGCAGCUCCCCGACAACCCAGAGAGGUUCCGUCACCACAGCAUCGUGCUGGGCUCAGAGGGGUUCACCGCCGGGAGACACACCUGGGACAUUGAAGUGGGGAACAACACUCACUGGGUCCUGGGCGUGGCCCAGGGGUCUGUCAGGAGGAAAGAAGAGGCUGCGGCCUUGUCCUCCAGGCACGGCUUGUGGGCCAUAUGCCAGAUCAAUGGCGAAUAUUCAGCCCUGGCCUCGCCGACGACACCCCUCAGUGUGAAGUGGAGGCCACGCAUGAUCAGGGUGGCACUGGACUGGGACAAGGGAAAGGUCACAUUCUCUGACCCUAUCUACGAUGAACAUAUACACACUUACCGGAGUAAAUUUACUGAAAAGUUGUUCCCAUACUUCCUUACCCUCUGUAAACUCCAUCAUCUGCAAAUUUUACCUCAGAAGGUUUCUGUAAAAGUGGUAUAG